Messenger RNA from Oryzias latipes (Japanese medaka), 1945 nucleotides. It is a transcript of the gene arsa, whose product is annotated as arylsulfatase A. Gene Ontology annotation, molecular function: arylsulfatase activity. NCBI's taxonomy places the organism in Eukaryota, Metazoa, Chordata, Actinopteri, Beloniformes, Adrianichthyidae. The record is from RefSeq and is a predicted model, not a curated record.
CUCUUUUCCGAUAAACCCUUAAACGCACCAUCACAGUUGGUUUGUUUUCACCAACUUUCGUUCUCUUCUCUGUGAAAACUAUGAAUCUUAUUCGCCUUACUUCUUGUCUGUCAUCCCUGCUUUGCGUCAUCUCAGCUUCCCCGCCGAAUUUCGUCCUCCUGUUCGCAGAUGAUUUGGGUUUCGGUGACCUGGGCUGUUUUGGACAUCCAAGUUCCCUCACUCCGAACCUGGACCGGCUGGCAGCAGGUGGACUCCGCUUCACGGAUUUUUACUGCACCAGCCCAGUGUGCAGCCCGUCCAGGGCGUCGCUGCUGACAGGUCGCUAUCAGACACGCUCAGGUGUCUACCCAGGUGUGCUGUACCCAGGCUCCAUCGGAGGUCUGCCUCUGAAUGAGACCACCAUAGCUGAGGUGUUGAAGCCUCUGGGCUAUGCUACCGCCGCCAUGGGGAAGUGGCAUUUGGGACUCGGAGCCAACGGGACAUUUCUUCCAACCAGACAGGGAUUCGACCAGUACCUGGGGAUCCCAUACUCUCAUGACAUGGGGCCCUGCCACAACCUGACUUGUUUCCCACCAGACGUCAAGUGUUUUGGAUUCUGUGACCUCGGAACAGUGACCGUCCCACUAAUGCACAACGAGGUCAUUAAACAGCAACCUGUCGAUUUCCUGGAUCUGGAAAGAGCUUACAGCGACUUUGCUACCAAUUUCAUAGCCUCAUCAGCAAGUAAAAAACAGCCUUUCUUCCUCUACUACCCUUCCCAUCACACCCACUACCCACAGUAUGCAGGUCCUGGGGCGGCCGGUCACUCUUUAAGGGGACCAUUUGGAGAUGCUCUGAUGGAGAUGGACAACACAAUAGGAAACCUGAUGGCAACCCUGGAACAGACCGGAGUUAUCAACAACACGCUUGUCUUCUUUACGUCCGACAACGGGCCUGAACUGAUGCGCAGAGCCCGUGGAGGUAGCGCCGGCCUCCUGAAAUGUGGUAAAGGUACCACGUAUGAAGGGGGCAUGAGAGAGCCAGGCAUUGCAUACUGGCCAGGAACCAUCAAACCAGGUGUGACUCAUGAAAUGGCCAGCACUCUGGACAUUCUUCCCACGUUUGCAGCCCUGGCCGGAGCCAAGCUUCCACCUGUGAUGCUGGAUGGUGUUGACAUGAUGGACAUCCUGUUCAACCAAGGAAAGAGUAAAAGGGAGGCAAUGAUGUUCUACCCUGUGGAUCCUACUGAGCAGUAUGGACUUUUUGCUAUCCGAUUUGGAAAGUACAAGGCUCACUUCUACACACAAGGUGCUACCCACAGCAGCUCAACCCCAGACCCAGACUGCCCAGCGAUUGCCACCUUAAAGCCUCAUGACCCUCCUCUUAUUUUCGACCUGGAGGACGACCCCUCUGAGAAUUACCCGCUCUCGCUGAAGGACCAUCCGCAUGUCCAAGCCGUGCUGGAGGAGAUCAUGAAAGUGAAGGCAGACUUUGAAGCCACUAUGGUGUUUGGUCAGAGCCAGGUAUCGAAGGGAACAGAUCCGGCCCUGGAGCCGUGCUGCAACCCUGAGUGCAGCCCCCAACCCAGCUGCUGCCACUGCUAAAGGGACAGUUGGUGAAACUCUGAAUGCGCUGCUGAACUCACCUUUUAAAUAUCUUUAUAUGGUAAUGCAACCUUGAAACCAGUACCGCUUCAUUUUUAACAAUUAAUUCUUCUUUAUGCUGAAAGAAAAAUAGCAGACAAUCAUUUUCCUCGGUAAGGAUUUUCUCCUAAGAAAAAUUUAAUGUUGAUUGCACUCUGAACUACUUUUUUUUAUUACAAAUGUACUGUAUGUUUUAUAACUUUUAUGACUUGAAAACAAUGAUCUAAACUUGUACUGUGACUUGCACUUCAAAAAGGAAUAAUACAUUAAUGUGUAAAUAUGUUUCAACAAGCAGAAAAAUAAAGACGACACCAAAUGUUUCG